This is a messenger RNA of Pelobates fuscus (common spadefoot toad), 1814 nucleotides long. It is a transcript of the gene ACAA2, whose product is annotated as acetyl-CoA acyltransferase 2. Gene Ontology annotation, cellular component: mitochondrion. Bases 91 to 1284 code for a protein of 397 amino acids. The transcript is spliced from 10 exons. Lineage: Eukaryota; Metazoa; Chordata; Amphibia; Anura; Pelobatidae. The record is from RefSeq and is a predicted model, not a curated record. Gene Ontology annotation, molecular function: acyltransferase activity, transferring groups other than amino-acyl groups.
GGGGAGGAUCUGUUGAUAAAGCUGUAAAGGAGAGCGGUGCAGGCCGACAUUGACCUUACCCAGCCUGACAGCCACACACCCAUCCUGACAAUGGCCUUGCUGAGAGGAAUUUUUGUUGUUUCUGCCAAAAGAACACCAUUUGGCACCUACGGUGGGCUGCUGAAAGACCAUACAGCGACAGAUUUAGGUGAAAUUGCUGCUAAAGCCGCCCUUGCUGCUGGCAACGUGUCUCCGGACAUCAUUGAUAGCGUUGUGUUUGGGAAUGUUGCACAGACUUCUACAGAUGCAAUUUACCUGGCCAGACACGUUGGUCUUCGGACAGGAAUCCCAAUCUCGGUCCCAGCGCUCCUUGUGAACAGACUUUGUGGGUCUGGCUUCCAAUCCAUUGUCAAUGGCUGUCAGGAAAUUGCCCUUCGAGAGUCUGAGAUUGUUAUGUGUGGUGGUACUGAGAACAUGAGUCAGUCUCCAUAUGCAGUCCGAAAUAUCCGUUUUGGAACCAAACUUGGCGCUGAUAUCAAGAUGGAGGACACGUUGUGGGCUGGGCUUACGGACUCUCAUAUUAAGACCCCCAUGGCCAUUACAGCUGAGACUUUGGGUGAAAAAUACAACGUAACAAGGCAAGACUGUGACAAUUAUUCCUUCCAGACCCAGCAAAGAUGGAAAGCAGCCCAGGAUGCUGGAUACUUUGCUGAGGAAAUGGCUCCCAUUGAGCUAAAGUCAAGGAAAGGACCCAUCAAAAUGGACAAAGAUGAGCACCCUAGGCCACAGACCACCUUAGAGCAGAUGGCUAAACUCCCACCUGUGUUCAAGAAAGACGGCAUGGUCACCGCUGGAAAUGCCUCGGGAAUAUGCGAUGGAGCUGGUGCUUUGAUUAUUGCCAGUGAAGAUGCCGUAUCAAAACACAAACUCACGCCACUGGCUCGAAUUGUGGCCUAUCAUGCGUCUGGCUGUGACCCUAAGAUUAUGGGUUUCGGCCCGGUCCCAGCUAUUACUGGCGCUCUGAAAAAUGCAGGUCUGUCUUUGAAGGACAUGGAUCUCGUGGAGGUCAAUGAGGCUUUUGCAGCACAGUAUUUGGCAGUAGAGCGAGCACUUGGUCUUGACCCAGAGAAAACCAAUGUAAAUGGCGGUGCCAUUGCCUUGGGCCACCCACUGGCUGCAUCAGGAUCCCGAAUCACUGCUCAUCUUGUCCAUGAACUCAGACGUCGUCGUGGUAAAUACGCAGUGGGAUCAGCCUGUAUUGGUGGAGGCCAGGGAAUUGCAAUUAUUAUUGAGAAUGCAGCCUAAAACGAAACGUAUAAACACGCAAUCCUCGAUGUUUAAAGAAAACAUCACAUGUUGUCUGGUCUCCUUUAAUGGUUACAAAAUGCACUAUAGGCCAUAUGUACCAAGCCUAGAUAAAACUUCAUUGUUUGGCAUUAUUCUACAUGUUGGCUGAACAAUUGCCUUAAUGUCGUUCUAAUUUCCCUUUUUCUAGAAAUAAAACUAACUACACCAUGCUUUCCUUGCAAAGUCAAAGGCAUAAUAAUAUGUAUGUCAUGCAUAUAAACAAGUGCCUUUCAUGGUGUUUUCAUGAAUGUCUCUUGCCAUGAAAUUUGGCUUGUGUAUAAAAUUGUCUAAUCCAGAGUGUAUGCCGCCCAGUGCCUUGUGUGUAUAAAAACAUUGACUGACAUAUUGUCAUUGUGAUUUUUUAUUUUUUUUGUAAUGUUUUCAUUAUUUGCUUGUUAAAUAUGUUAUACUUGCACUUAUGUCAGCCAUUUUGUUGUAAGUCUCUGGUACACACUAGGAUUUUUUUUUUUUUGGGGGGGGGGGGGGUU